Merops nubicus (carmine bee-eater) is the source of this 1266-nucleotide messenger RNA. It is a transcript of the gene TTF2, whose product is annotated as transcription termination factor, RNA polymerase II. Gene Ontology annotation, molecular function: ATP binding; ATP-dependent chromatin remodeler activity. The annotation marks the transcript as partial. NCBI's taxonomy places the organism in Eukaryota, Metazoa, Chordata, Aves, Coraciiformes, Meropidae. The record is from RefSeq and is a predicted model, not a curated record. The transcript has 10 exons.
AGCACGUUGGCAACAGUGAACAUUCAGCUGCUGCCAGACAAAGGGGAAAGGCUACUGAAGCAAGUGCAGGAUUUGGAAGCUGCACUCAGUGCUCUCAACAUUUCGACAGCAGAUACUACUGAAAAAAGGGAGGAUGCCACGAGCGGCGGGCGGCGCGAGGGGGAGCCUUUGCCUGUGUCCCUUGGCAGGCCUGGUGGUACAAAGUUGAUAACACCACUGCCACUGCAGGAUCCUACAGCAAAGACCUCCUCAGGCUCACACAGUCACCCCUCUGCUGCUGCUGCCUUGGGUUCCAGUGAACAUUAUGGCCAUGGGUUUGGAAUGCAGAGCCUGUAUGGAGGAAGAAUGACAGAAGACCGAAUCAGGGCUGUCCACAGUGCCAUAAGUGAGGCUAUUAAUCAUCUCCACAAAUCUCUGGAAUCCUGUCCAGCAAAGCAGACAGCAGCUGAAGAUCCCUUGGGGUUGAAGGUCCCACUGCUGCCACACCAAAAGCAGGCCCUCGCCUGGCUGCUCUGGAGGGAGAGUCAGAGGCCUUGUGGAGGAAUUCUGGCGGAUGACAUGGGCUUGGGGAAGACUCUAACCAUGAUUGCUCUCAUUCUGGCCCAGAAGCAGCUGAAGAGAGAGAACAGGAAGGAGAAGUUAGAGUUAUGGCUAUCCAAAGAAGAUUCCACCAUUAUCCCUUCCUGGAGCACUUUAAUUGUUUGUCCUGCAUCUUUGAUCCAUCACUGGAAGAAAGAGAUUGAGAGACAUGUAGGCUGUGGCAAACUGAGGGUCUACUUGUACCAUGGGCCAAACAGGGAUAAACAUGCAAAGGUGCUUUCUGAACACGAUGUUGUUGUCACAACCUACAGCCUGGUCUCCAAGGAGGUUCCCACAAGCAAAGAGGAAGGGGAUGUCCCUGCAGAGGACCAUGAUGUGGGGAGUGGGUCAUCUCCCUGCUCCCCUCUGCUCAGGAUAGCUUGGGCUCGAGUUAUACUGGAUGAAGCUCACAACAUUAAAAACCCCAGGGUCCAAACCUCUAUAGCUGUGUCCAAACUGAGAGCCAGUGCCAGGUGGGCUGUCACAGGGACACCCAUCCAGAACAACCUGCUGGACAUGUACUCCCUGCUGAGGUUUCUACGUUGCUCUCCUUUUGAUGAAUACAAAGUGUGGAAGCACCAGGUAGAUAACAACACAAAGAAGGGAGGAGAGAGGCUGAGCCUCCUAACCAGGAGCCUCUUACUUCGGAGAACUAAGGACCAGCUGGAUUCAGCUGGCAAGCCCUUG